AUGAUGGCGCGCCAACGUGUUCCAUCAUUCCUUUCAUCCAUUCUACUCCUCAGCCUCUCCCUUUUGAGCGUCUCCGGCCAAUACAUACAGACCCCUGUGGCUCAGCGGAACUCCCCCAAUGGCCGUUCUGUCUAUUUGUGGCGCCCCACGUCCAGAGACCGGUUCCAACAGGUCAUCGAUGUGCAUCCGUACGCCGUCUUCCUCGAGUACAACUGCCACUACAUGACGGCCAUCUGCCGCAACGCCGACAACUUCUACGGCUCGAGUCGCGGCCUGGCCCGGGGCCGCUACAACACGUGGUUCAACUUCGACUUCAGCACCCGCAAGAAGUCGCCCCGCGGCCGGUCGCAGUACAGACGCUCCAGGAGCUGCCCGACCGGCUGGGUGAGUUCCGCGGGCUGCCCGCACUCCGACCAGGAGACUGUCUGGCGCAACGACGGGGCGUGGUGGACCACGGCUCUGGCACCUCCUCCGGAUGGGUUGAAGUUCAUCCUCGCGCCGCUGAGGGUCGGUCGCAACACCAAGAAGUCGGGCGUUUACUACACCUGCGACGAGUUCCCCGCGGCCUCGUGGGUCGAGGGCGGCGACGGCACUGGCGUCCCAGGCAACAGCCCCGGGGGCGGUGCCUCGCAAACUCGCUGCGCAGCCUUUCAGUGCCGGAGCGGUGUCAAGGCUGAGCAGAACUGGCAGGCCACUGCGCAUCGGGCUCUGCGCUACGAGCUGAAGCGCAUCAUCAACCAUCUAGGUAUCUGGCCCCCUGGUGCCAACAAGGACAUGCAGGUCGCCCAGUUCUACUUCCGCAAGUCCAAUUCCGCAAAUGGUGUCGCCGCGCGUGUCAUCAGCUACUCCAACUUGAAGCCGCAAACCGUCGCCAACACGAGACCUGUCUCGCAGGCGAAGCGUGCUGAGAUGACGCCCGAUGAGCUUCGCCGUUGGGCCAACACGGUCACUCUGGAGGAGCUUGAGAAGCUCACCGGGGGGACGUUGAGCCAGCACGUUAUAUACUCUAAUGAGAGUCUCUGGGCGGCGGAGGACGAGGACGACGAGAGCGACAGGCCCUGGCGCGAGCUGCUUCACGCAUCCUUUGCUGCCGCCUCCAAUGCUACGAACCUGCGCGAGCGCAAUAUCGUUAACAGUUCCCCUGGACACAGCGUAGACAGUACAAAGGAUGCUGACACGCUGAAUCCCAACCCCAUCGUCAAGAGAAACGUCACCGUGAUCCAUGCGCCGCUCGUGAGCAACGCCACCAUGGCUGCCAUCGAGAGGGCCCGCAAACUCGUUGACAAAGCCAUCGACGAGUCAAGCAAGCUCAACGUUGCCCGACUGGCCAGCCCGCUGCGCAACAAGUAUGAGCUGAAGCCCGGCACUGUGACGGGCUCCCUUGGGUCUCGCCAGGAAAGAGACAAGGACAAGGACGCGGCGCCGGUCCAUCCGCGGCUCAAAAUUACCGACGAGAUUGCCGAUGCGGCCGCUCUCGUUGCCGAGGACGAUGCCCGUCAUACUCGCCACAACGUGACCCAAAGGGUCUGGAAGGAGGCGGCCGCGGCGUCGCAGUCGGGCUCGUACUGGAUGGAGCACAUUGCUCGCAAGGGCAGCGUGCCCUGGGGCGAUGACCCCGGCUACAAGGUGUAUCGCAACGUCGUCGACUACGGCGCCGUCGGCGAUGGCGUCACCGACGACACAAAGGCCAUCAACAAGGCCAUGCAGGACGGUAAGCGCUGCGGCGAAAAGUGCAACGGCUCGACGACCAAGAAUGCCAUCAUCUACUUUCCCCCGGGAAAGUAUCUCAUUUCCACGACGAUUGAGAUGCCCUUUGGCACCCAAGUGAUAGGAGACGCCAACAAUCGCCCAACCCUCAUUGCCUCGAAGCGCUUCAUCGGCCUCGGCGUCCUCUCGACGGACAAGUACACGGGUGGCGGCACGGGCAUCGACGGCCUCGACCAGGAGUGGUUCGUCAACACGGCCAACUUCUACCGCCAGCUGCGCAACAUUCGCAUCGACAUCACCGACACGCGCUCGUCGCAGAAGGUGGCCUGCCUGCACUACCAGGUUGCGCAGGCCACGAGCAUCCAGAACGUCGAGCUCAUCGCCAAGCCGGGCACCGGCCAGAGGGGCAUCUUUGCCGAGAACGGCAGCGGCGGCGUCAUGUCCGACAUUACCUUUACUGGCGGCGGCUACGGCAUCUACGGUGGCAACCAACAGUUCACAGCCCAGCGGCUGACGUUCAACGGCUGCGACGUCGGUGUCCAGGUCAUCUGGGACUGGGGCUGGGUGUGGAAGUCCAUCACCAUGAAGAACGUCAAGACGGGCUUCAAGCUCCUCCAGCAGGAAAAAAAGCCAACGGCAAAGAGCUCGAAGCGGGAUGGCAAAAAGUCCCCCAACGGCAACAUCGGCUCCAUCUCCGUCAUCGACUCGAGCUUCGAGGGUGUCGGCACCGCCGUUCUGAUCGCGCCGCCAAACUCCAAGCCCGGCACGGGCAGCACCGGCGACGUGAUCGAGCACGUCUCCUUCUCUAGUGUUGACAAGGCCGUGGCAGACACGAGCGGUGCUACGCUGCUCGCACCAUCCGCCAUGGUCGACCACUGGGCGCUCGGCCCCGUCUACUCGUCCAAGGCCACCCGCUCUUUCUCCGAGGGCGGCAAGAUCACCGGUUUCCAGCGGGACUCUGAUCUGAUCGACGAGAGGCGGAACUACUUUGAGCGCCAGAAGCCGCAGUACGAGAACAGCGCGCUUGGCGACUUUGUCCACGUCAAGGAUUUUGGCGCAAAGGGCGACGGCGUCACCGACGAUACGGCAGCGUUGCAGGCAGCCCUUUACGCCAGCCAGGGCAAGGUUCUCUUUGUAGAUGCGGGAUCAUAUAUCCUCACGGGCACUGUCACUGUCCCUGCGGGGUCCAAGGUAGUGGGCGAGACGUGGUCACAGCUCGUCGCGACGGGCAAAUACUUUGCAGAUGCCAGUAAGCCCAAGGUUAUGCUAAAGGUCGGAAACGCCAACGAAGUCGGGUCCAUCGAGAUGCAGGACCUCAUCUUCACCAGCCGUGGGCCCGCCCCGGGCUUGAUCAUGGUUGAGUGGAACGUGCGCGCCAGCAGCCCCGGCGCGGCUGGUCUCUAG
Purpureocillium takamizusanense is the source of this 3111-nucleotide messenger RNA. RefSeq lists its product as uncharacterized. Gene Ontology annotation, molecular function: polygalacturonase activity. Bases 1 to 3111 code for a protein of 1036 amino acids. The transcript is spliced from 3 exons. Lineage: Eukaryota; Fungi; Ascomycota; Sordariomycetes; Hypocreales; Ophiocordycipitaceae. The record is from RefSeq and is a predicted model, not a curated record.